GAGUCACAUGACAAUCCAAGAUGGCGACGAUCGACAUUCGUCUGAAGAAAGUGAACAAGGUUUAUAGGGAAGGGGAUGUCGUAUCCGGUGUUGUGGUGGUGCAGAGUCGUGGGGAGUUACAGCACCAGGGCAUCACCCUUGCGGUAGAUGGCGUUGUUAAUCUACAGCUCAGUGCCAAAAGUGUUGGCGUCUUUGAGGCCUUCUACAACUCUCUCAAGCCUAUCCAGUUGAUCAACUACCACCUCGAUGUGGCCAAACCUGGCAAGCUACCAUCAGGGAAGACUGAGAUCCCCUUCGAGGUACCGCUCAGAGCGAAGGCAGGAAAAACACUGUACGAGACAUACCAUGGAGUAUUUGUCAACAUACAGUACUGUGUGAAGGUGGACAUGAAGAGAUCUCUGCUCAACAAGGACCUUCAGAAGCAGACCGAAUUCAUUGUCGAGUAUAAGGAACAAGAAGAGAAGUCAAAGCCAAAACUUGUCAACUUCACGAUCACCCCAGAAACAUUGACGAAUAUAAAGGAGAAACAGAAUGUGCCAAGGUUUAAAGUGAAAGGAAAGCUCAGCUCGUCCAAUCUGCAGAUAACGAAGCCGUUAACAGGCGAGCUGCAAGUUGAUCAAUGUGAUGCACAGAUCAAGUCUAUCGAGAUCCAGCUGGUCAGAGUAGAGACAUGUGGCUGUGCAGAGGGGUAUGCUAAAGAUGCGACGGAGAUACAAAACAUCCAGAUAGCUGACGGAGACGUGUGUCGGGGGCAGAACAUCCCUAUCUUCAUGAUCUUUCCACGUCUCUUCACCUGCCCAACUUUGUCAACAAGUAACUUUAAAAUUGAGUUUGAGAUCAACAUUGUACUUGUGUUCCACGAUGAUCACCUAGUGACAGAGAACUUUCCCAUCAAACUGACCCGCUUCUGAACAACAUAUGACGGUGCUUGUCGCAACUCUUUGAAGGCAGUACAUGUGACUGCCAAACGUUGUCAUCACGACAGAUGGACCGACAAUACUGUACCUCAGCCACCUACAGCAAGGAUUCAGUUAGACCUGCCCAGAUACCUACAUUCAGCCCAAUGUUUAUAGUUUUUUUUUAUGUAAAAAUUCCCACCCAAAUGAGAAUUGUAACUUUCCCAUCAUUCUUAUAAAUUUGUCGGUUGAAGAGAUUGAUAACAGCAUGAUGAAAUAUGAUGAUCAACUAAUACAAGUACUGGAAUCUGAUAAAGUGUUAUCCCAAAUAUAACAAUAUACAUUUGACCUCUUUCUAAAUGGCAUUCUGUAUUCAUUAAUAGGAAGAGGUUCAUUUCUUUAUUAUAUUGAACGUAAUGUUCAAAUGCAAAGUUGAAAUAUCUGGGAAGACACAAAUCUAAGAGAUAUCAAGUUUGAACAAACUAUUUUCAUUAUUAUUGCCUGUGAAUGGCAUGAGUUAGUAUAGAUGCUGUAUGUAUCCCUGAACAAUGGAUCAUGUUUAGCACCACUUUAAACAGUAUGUCAGUUACAUCACUGUGUGUCUGGUUGAUAGUAGUG
Messenger RNA from Haliotis rubra (blacklip abalone), 1514 nucleotides. RefSeq names its product vacuolar protein sorting-associated protein 26C-like. Gene Ontology annotation, cellular component: endosome. The transcript has 9 exons. Gene Ontology annotation, biological process: intracellular protein transport. The coding region runs from base 21 to 911 and encodes 296 amino acids. The record is from RefSeq and is a predicted model, not a curated record. NCBI's taxonomy places the organism in Eukaryota, Metazoa, Mollusca, Gastropoda, Lepetellida, Haliotidae.